AUGAGGGAGGGAGGCGGGAUGAGAGAGGGAGGCGGGAUGAGGGACGGAAGAGGGAUGGGCGAGGGAGGGGGGAUGAGAGAGGGAGGGGGGAUGAGAGAGGGAGGAGGGAUGAGAGAGGGAAGAGGGAUGGGGGAGAGAAGAGAGACCGGUUUUUUCCUCCCCCCACCAUUACCGCAACUGCAUCCCAAUCACCCUUCUGCUUCCUCCACCAAUCCUCUCACCCCACUUCCCUGCCUCCUCAUUCUGCCGGACCUAUCUCUGGUUCGGCCGGACCUAUGCCCCCUUCCGGACCAAGGCAUCUCACAGAGCACUCACUCCCCUCCGGACCUCCUGCCGGACCUAUUCACUCUGGGGGACCUAUCCGCUCUGCCGGACCUAUGCAUCCCGGUGGACCAACCCAUUCUGCCGGACCACCUCGGCCCGGACCUCCGCCGGCUGCCGGGCCUCCAGCCGGGCUUGCGGUUCGGAAAUCUAGCCGCUAGUCUCCCCACUUGCCCUCUCUCUCACCCUCUCCUCUGCAGCCCUUUCUCCAAUGCCUUCCUGCUUCUCAUUUCUCUGCUCUCUUCAUUUCGUUCGGCAGGUACCAGACCAGUGGAGCUACACCAUUUCCUCCGCAUAUUCUUCCAGCAGCUCACCUCUGCCUUCCAAUCACCCCCGUUCUUCCAGCAACUCACUGCUUACCCCUCUCUCCUCUCCUCUCCUCCUCUCCUCUCCUCUCUCUCUCCUCUCCCUCUCCUCCUCUCCUCUCCUCUCCUCUCCUCUCCUCUGCCUCCUCAACGUGUGCCUUACAGGUAUCAGUGGAGCUACAUCACUUCCUCCGCAUAUUCUUCCAGCAACUCACCUCUGCCUUUCCCGAUGCUGACUGGCAAUCCGUGUCCGCCGGACCUCAUUCCGGACCUCAUUCCGGGCCACACCCUGGGCCUCACACCGGGCCUCACUCUGGACCACAUUCUGGACCUCAUGGUCCCCCACAUGGACCUCCAACUCAUCCCCCUCAUGCCUCACCCCAUCCCCCCUCUCAAGGCCAACCACACCCCUCCUCUCACCCAUCCCCCCACCUUCCCCCUCACAUGCUCCACCCCCUCCCCUCCCACUCAUCUCCCCAUCCCCCGAACCAUCCCCCCCAGUCAAGUCCUUAUCCUCCCCAUCCCAACACGCCCCCCAUCCCUCCCAUGCUCCCCACGGCCCCCAUCCUCCCCAGGGGAGACAGGGCCCUCCCAUCCUUCCCCCGCCCCCUCCCCCCACCCUCGCAACCAAACAUCACCACCCCCACAGCACUUCUCACACCCAGACUCAACCCGAGAGGGCUCCCUCCCCCCCCACCCCAUGCCACCCCUUCACGAGCCCCCCUUUUCCCAUGCAAACCCGCACUUCUCGUCCCUCCCUCCUCCCCUCUCCUCCUCCCACCCUCCCUCACAUGCUCCCCAGCACCGCAUCUCACUCCCUCCCAACGCUCCCAACCAUCCCGCCACCCCCAUGCCGCCUCCUAGCAGGCAAAUGCUGCCGGAUAGGCAGUCAUUUCAGGAACGCCCCCCUCCCUCCUCUCAGCCUCAGCCCGGGGAGGCAGGGAUUCUCCGAGCCUCCUGGCCCAGGGAGGCAGAGAUUUUCCGAACCGCUAGGCACGGUUUUCCCGAGCCUCCUCCUCGGGGCAUGGUGGGAGGUCCGAACGAACCCAUGCCUCCGCCGCAGGUUCGGUGGCAGGGAGGUCCGGGAGAAGGCCCGGGACAUCCAGGAGGGGGGAUGGGAGGAGGGGGGGAGAGGUGGGGGGAGAGGCGGAGGAAGAGGGAAGGGAGAGGUAUGGGGAGGGGCGAGUUUUCUGGGGCGGAAGGGGGAGGGAUGAGGGGAGGGAGGGGAGGAAGGGGAGGAGGGAGAAUGAGUCUAGGAGGGUGUGUUCCCCUCGUCGUUCGUGCUAAUAGCCUGCUGGGCGUUCCUGCGACUCUGGGUCCCGUGGGCGGCACUGUAGCUACAGUAGCAUACGUGUUUUUGUCCUUCACCCUUAUAGUCGCGUAUUUCGCAAAAGGAGGGGAAGUUUUGGCGUUUGGUACGGGUCUGCCCAAUUGGGUGGGUGCAGUGGGGUUCUUUUCGGUGCUGGGUGGUUUAAUCUACAGCGGCAGCACCAGAACAGCGGAUAUCAUUAACCGGGUAUUGACAGCUGGUUUGCUGGGGAUAUUUACCCUGCUGGUCUGCGGAGGGGCGGCAAUCGCGGACUGGGAUGAGCUGGCAGUUGCUGAUUGGUCAGAAAUGCCGACCACUCUCCCCGUGAUCUUCCUCGCGCUGGUCUUCCACGAUUUGAUUCCCGUGAUCUGCACGUAUCUGGACGCGAAUCUGGGAAAGAUUCGGGCGGCAAUUGUGAUCGGGAGUGCAGCACCUCUUACAAUGUUUCUAGUAUGGGACGCCAUAGCUCUUUCCAUCUCCCCUUCCUCCCUCACUUCGGCCGCUGCUGCCGCCGCUGCUGCUCCUGCCGGUGCCUUUUCCCUCUCCUCCCUCUCCUCCGCCGUCUCCUCUCUCUCCUCCUCCCUCUCCCACCUCGCCUCCUCCCUCCCCUCCUCUCUCUCCACCGCCCUCUCCACUCCCUCACUCGCUCCCUCUCACUCCCUCACUCGCUCCUCACUCACUCCUCACUCCCUCACUCGCUCUCCACGCCCUUCCAAGACCCACUGA
Molecule: messenger RNA, 2661 nt
Organism: Closterium sp. NIES-65
Lineage: Eukaryota; Viridiplantae; Streptophyta; Zygnematophyceae; Desmidiales; Closteriaceae
Source: the annotation of a GenBank genome assembly